AUGUCGCAUCGGAACUUCCGGCCCUCUGCGAGGGCAGCCUGGGUGCUCGAGUCUCGGACCCCGAGGAGGAGGAAAGAGCGUAGCAGGCACCUGACUCCCCAAGCUCCCCUCGUCAGUGGCGCGGGCGCAGGCUUUACGGUUGGGGCCGCCGCAGAGGAAGCCCAGUCUGGAGCCGCGUCUGCACCCUCCACAGCCGCCCGUCCCCUUUUCAUCCUCUCGGUGCGGACCCCAGGGCAGCCUGGCGGCGCCUGGAGACUGCUGCUGAGCCGCCUGGGCGAUGACGUGCUGGCCCACUUACUGUCGCGCUGUGCGCUCUACCAGCUGGUGGCGCCCAGCUGUGCCUACCAGGUGUGCGGGCAGCCGCUGCACGAGCUUAGCCCCCCCACAGCGUCCCUGCGCCGCGCGCCCUGUCCCCGGUCGGUUCUCGGGUCCCUGCGCCGUGUCCCCACCUGCAGCGUAGGCACCGGUCCGAUCCCGCCGAAAAAGGCCAGGCGCGGCCCCGCCGGAACCGGCCAGCCGCGCGUUGUGCAGCUCCGAGCCGCGUCCGUCGAGGGCGAGCCGUCCCCUUCGAGGAGCAAAAACACUGCGGGGCCCCGUGAGGCCGCCGAGACCAAGCGCUUCCUCUGCUCGCGGUUGGGCGGCGGCGCGGAGCGGAUGCGCCCCUCCUUCGUGCUCAGCGCGCUGCCCCCCAACAUGACCGGGGCGCGCAGGCUCGUGGAGGCCGUGUUCCUGGGCUCACCGCCCGCCAAACCCGGGCCACCACGUCGCUCUCGCGCGCGCCGCCUGGCUCCGCGCUACUGGCGGAUGCGACCCCUGUUCCGUGAGCUGCUCGCCAACCACGCGCGGUGCCCCUAUGGCGCGCUGCUCCACGUGCACUGCCCGCUGCGAGUCACGGCCAACCCGGAUGGGGACGCGGGCGCGCAGCGCUUGGCUCAGCUGCUGCGUGCGCACUGCAGCGCUUGGCAGGUGUACGCCUUCCUGCGAGCCUGCUUGCACCGCCUGGUGCCCGCUGGCCUCUGGGGCUCCAGGCGGAAUGAGCGCCGCUUCCUGCGGUGCACGAAGAGGUUCCUCUCCCUGGGCAAGCAUGGGAAGCUGUCUCUGCGGGAGCUCACGUGGAAGGUGAAAGUGCAGGACUGUGCGUGGCUGCGGGCGAGCCCAGGGGGCGCCUGUGUCCCUGCCUCAGAGCACCGCCUGCGGGAGCGGCUCCUGGCCACCUUUCUGUUCUGGCUAAUGGACACGUGUGUGGUCGAGCUGCUCAGGUCCUUCUUCUACAUCACGGAGACCACGUUCCAGAGGAACAGGCUCUUCUUCUACCGCAGGAGCCUGUGGAGGGAGCUGCAGAGCAUCGGGGUCAGGCAGCACUUUGAGAGGGUGCAGCUGCGGGAGCUAUCAACUGUGGAGCUCAGGCAGCACCGGGAGGCCCGGCCGGCCCUUCCCACGUCCAGGCUCCGCUUCGUCCCCAAGCUUAGCGGGCUCCGACCCAUCGUGAACACGGACUGUGUGGUGGGCACCAGAGCCUCCCGUGGGGAGAGGAAGGCCCAGCAGUUCACCCCGUGCAUCCGGACCCUGUUCAGCGUGCUGAAUUAUGAGCGGGUGAGGCGGCCCACACUCCUGGGCGCCUCUGUGCUGGGCCUGGAUGACACCUACAGGGCCUGGAGGGACUUCGUGUUGCGUGUGCGCGCCCAGGACCCCGCGCCCUUUCUGUACUUUGUCAAAGCAGACGUGUCCGGGGCAUAUGAUGCCCUCCCGCAGGACAAAGUCGCAGAGGUGGUGGCCAGUGUCCUCAGGCCCUGGGAGAACACGUACUGUGUCCGCCGCUACACUGUGGUGCAGAGCAGGGGACGCACACGCAGGGCUUUCCGGAGACACGUCUCCACCCUCUCCGACCUCCAGCCGUACAUGAGUCGCUUUGUGGAGUACCUGCAGGAGGAAUGCGGGCUGAGGGACGCCGUGGUCAUUGAGCAGAGCUGCUCUCUGGAUGAGACCGGCUGCAGCCUGUUCGGCUUCUUCCUGCGCUUCCUGCGAGGCAGCAUCCUGAGGAUCGGGGGUAGGUGCUACGUCCAGGGCCGGGGGAUCCCCCAGGGCUCCAUCCUGUCCACACUGCUCUGCAGCCUCUGCUACGGGGACAUGGAGAACGCGCUGUUCGCCGGGGUGCAGCGGGACGGGGUGCUCUUGCGCUUGGUGGAUGACUUCCUGUUGGUGACACCUCACCUGGCCCAGGCGAAAGCCUUCCUUGGGACCCUUGUCCGCGGAGUCCCAGAGUACGGCUGCACACUGAACCUGCAGAAGACGCUGGUGAACUUCCCCGUGGAGGACGGCGUCCUGGACGGCCCCGCCCCGCUGCAGCUGCCUGCGCACUGCCUGUUCCCCUGGUGUGGCCUGCUGCUGGACACGAGGACACUGGAGGUGCGCUGCGACUAUGCCAGUUACGCCCGGACGUCCAUCAGGGCCAGCCUCACCUUCGACCGAGGCGUCAGGGCAGGGUGGAGCAUGCGCCGCAAGCUGCUGGCCGUCCUGCGGCUGAAGUGCCACGCUCUCUUCCUGGACCUGCAGGUGAACAGCCUGCAGACGGUGCUCAUCAACAUCCACAAGAUAUUCCUGCUGCAGGCCUACAGGUUCCACGCCUGUGUGCUGCAGCUGCCGUUCCACCAGCCAGUGUGCAAGAACCCCUCCUUCUUCCUCCGCAUCAUCUCUGACUCGGUGUCCUGCUGCUACUCCAUCCUGAAAGCCAAGAACACAGGGCUGUCUCUGGGGGCCAAGGGCGCCGCUGGCCCGUUUCCCUCUGAAGCUGCCCAGUGGCUCUGCCAGCAGGCCUUCCUGCUCAAGCUGGGCCGUCACCGUGCCACCUACAGGUGUCUGCUCGGCCCACUCAGGACAGCCCAGACGUGGCUGCGUGGGAAGCUCCCCAAGGUCAUGAUGGUGGCCCUGGAGGCCGCAACCGACCCCGCCCUGACCAUGGACUUCAAGACCAUCCUGGACUGAGGCCAGCACUCCUCCACCCUUAUCCGGACCGUCUUGGGUGGAGCCUGCCCGCCCGAAGCUCUGUGGAACUCCUGAGGCUGCUGGGCCGCCAGCAGGGGGUCUGGCGCCUCCCAUGGUGGGGUUGCUGCUCUAUGUCCUCCGGAAGUGCAGUUCCCCAGGCCUGGGUCGCCUUUGGUGCUGACCAUGGGAUGCAGGCGGGCUCCCGCUGUGGGUUUGGGGCAGAGCAUCCGCACCAGCCAGCGUCUGCAGGAGCGCUGCUGCACAUGGCUGGGGGCUGUGGCCAGCAGCACCGCCUUAUGCUGUGCUGCCAGGGUACAGCACCAUCCCAGACUCCAGGGCUGCUUCUGAGCCCCAGCCUAGCGCAGUGGUGCAGAACCAUGGCAGGUGAGCUGCAUCUUUGAAAGCCCUAGAAGCUUCCCUGUUGCGGCCUAGGCUGUCCCCGCUCCCUGGCUUUUGUCUCCAGCGCAGUGCUUUGAGGGGCGGCAGUGGCAAUGGAGGUUAUGGACACAUGGGCUGGCGGUGCGCUACUGCCCCUUGUCUGGCCCUGACCUCCAUCUGUGCGCCUGGGCGAGUAGGGGAACGCACCCUGUGCCGUCAGGGGGCAGUCAGGGUCCUGGCUGUGCGUCCCCGGCUGUGCCUGUUCCUCUGUUGUCCCCGAGCGCUGAGUGCUAUGGCCUUGUUUGUCCAUCUUGCAGGCUGCAUGGAGCACUGGCCAGGGCACAGCACUGCCUUGGGUGCAAGGCUGGGCACGGGGAGGGCCUGUCAGCUGGCGGGCUGUUCACAUCACAGGUGGAGGGGUGUGCAGGGGCAGGGUGUUGGGGACAGCCAGGUGGUGGUGUGGCCCCAGGGCAGGCAAGGUGGGGCUCUUGCCUCACACAUGGGGAACAGUGGUGAGAGAAUACAGGGAGGCAGGGCUGUACCUGGGGGCCCCUGGCUUUGGGGGAUCCUCCUGAGGACCAGGAAGGGAGUAGAAAGCCCCCCUUGGGCUCACUGAGGUGUGGCUGCUCCUGACCAGCCAGCAGCGCAGGGCCGGCUCUCGAUGGCCUGGCUGUGGAGUGAGGUGGGCUCUGCAGCCUGGGUGGGGCCUGGGAAUCCCGUUUUGACAGGUUCUUUGUGACAUUGGUGGCCCUGGUGGGGCUCCAUGUGGCCCAGGAGUAGAGCAGUAGCAGGCACUGUCCAGUCAGCUCUGGAGCCUGAUGGUGGGUGGGGCUGCAAAGGACACGACUGUGGACCCACAACCGCGGACAGGUUCAGCUGUCUCAUCCUGCCUGGGACGGGGAAGGCUCCCUCCCACAGCCUCCAGGAACCGGGAAGGCCUGACCUGGUGCCUAUGUCACACCUCCCAGAAGGGGCUGUUCUGGUGGCUCCUGGGACGUCACCAAUGGCCCAAUUGCCCCUUGGGCAGGGCUUCCAGCUGAUGCCACAUGGAGAGCUUCCUGCCAGGGCUUAUGACAGCUGGGUAUGGCCCUGUUUGUCAAUGUCCCUGCCAGUGCGUCCUGUGAAUGUAGUCAGGGCCCAGGUUCCCCACAUGGCGGUGAGCGCCAGGCCCUGGGCAGAGCAACCGCAGCUCAGGACAGAACAACACGGGAUCCUGGAGCAGGCACACCCAACUGGACAGCGGAUCGAGACUGUCCUCCCUUCUGCAGGGCCCAGCACCAUUUCCCCAGCUGGGCACAUUUUUCUUCAGCCUCACCCAGAAGCCCUCAUUCUGGCCAAAUUACUGAGCUUGCAGUGCCCGCGCGUCCUUGGUAGGGCCCAGCUUACCCGGCAUCCUCUCCGAGUCCUGUCUUAACCUGCUAGGCUGGGCUGUGUCUCGGGGGCCACUUGCCUCAAUGCCCAGGACAGCAGAAAGCAAAAGUAAAACCUGGAGAUAGCCCAACUUCCUCAGGA
This is a messenger RNA of Fukomys damarensis (Damara mole-rat), 4872 nucleotides long. RefSeq names its product telomerase reverse transcriptase (gene Tert). The record is from RefSeq and is a predicted model, not a curated record. The coding region runs from base 1 to 2982 and encodes 993 amino acids. Gene Ontology annotation, molecular function: telomerase RNA binding; telomeric repeat DNA binding. Gene Ontology annotation, biological process: telomere maintenance via telomerase. The transcript has 17 exons. NCBI's taxonomy places the organism in Eukaryota, Metazoa, Chordata, Mammalia, Rodentia, Bathyergidae. Gene Ontology annotation, cellular component: telomerase catalytic core complex.